UUUGGAAGGUUUCCACAAUUGGUUGCUGCUUUUUUGGCUCUCGACUUUUUCGACUUCAAUGUCACAGGAAGACCCAGACGUCGACUUGCGGAAUCUUACAUAUACCGAUAAUAUCAACGCCAAUCUUAUAUGCUGCAUAUGUCAAUCGCCGUUUAUUGACCCAGUCAUUUCUCCUUGCGGGCAUACUUUUUGCAGGACAUGUAUAUGCAAGGCGCUUGAAACAUCGGACAUUUGCCCCAUUGAUCGAUCGGCUUUAUCGUUAUCUGAGCUGCAACCUGCAGUGAAGAUCGUUUGUAACAUGGUGAACGAAUUGAGUGUUUAUUGUCCGCGGGCGGAACAAGGUUGUGAAUACACUGGACAACGUCAGUUAAUUCAAGGUCAUUUGAAACACGAUUGUCUUUACACAUUGGCAGCUUGUCAACAAGAAGAAUGCAAGGAGCUGGUUCUCAAAAAGGAUAUCCAUCGUCAUGCCGAAACUUGUAAAUAUCGAAGGGCACAAUGCAACAUGUGCAAAAAGCAUAUGCGGGCAUUUGAAUUAGAGGAUCAUCAUAAACUUUGUCCCGCAGAAACCAUCCAGUGUCCUCACUGUAACUCUUCACGGUCGAGAUCGCAACAUGCAGCGCAUUUAACGGUGUGUCCUCAACACCCUGUUUCUUGUCCCCAUGCAGAAUUUGGAUGUCAGUGGACCGGCGAACGACAACAACUUGAAACAACUCAUAUUGAACACUGUGCUUACGAAGGGAUUAAGCACUAUCUGUACAAGCAAAAAGAACGAGAACAGACGUUGCGUGACGAAUUGCGGUUGGUGCGAUCGGAAAACGAUGUAUUGAAACGGCGUCAAGGAGAACUGCAUCAACACAUCGAAUCACUUACGGAUCAAUUGUCGUUACUGCUACCUCAAGAUCCCGGCUUGCCAGAAGAAGCGCGACCGAAUUUGCAACAUUCUGUCUUGAGCGAAACACGCCGACUAAAAAACGAAGUCGACGAACUGUCCGCGAAUAUGCAGUCCCUCGAAUUGAAGCAGAAUGUGGCCCUGAUGGAAGAGACGUUUCGAUUGCAAGAAGAAAUGCAAGCACUAAGGGCGAUAUGCCAUGGUAUGCGUAUGCAAAUGCAUUUUGUCAUGAUGGAACGAAGAGGAAGCAACACGGCCUCUUCCAGUACUUCUGCACCUGUGGUGAGCAAUUCGACAUCCUCUGUCACCGAUACCAACGCAUCCAUUUCGGCCCUAAGUCGAAUGCGCUCUUGGCUUGAUACGUCCGGCAUCCGACAGGAAACCAAACUGUAGAGUCACUACUUCUUUUUUUUUUUUCCCAAUUCAAUCCGAUUUUUUAUACCAUCUUCCGAUCCACCUUGAUGUCCCAUUCUUUUCUCUUUGUUCUUACUCCUCUUUCCCUCAUCUUCCUCAAUUACUUUAAUUCUACUAUAUGCAUAUAAAGUAUAUAAAAUGCAGAGAUUAUUCAUGAUGUGCAGAUGUGUUUUAUUUU
This is a messenger RNA of Radiomyces spectabilis, 1484 nucleotides long. RefSeq lists its product as uncharacterized. Lineage: Eukaryota; Fungi; Mucoromycota; Mucoromycetes; Mucorales; Radiomycetaceae. Gene Ontology annotation, molecular function: zinc ion binding. The coding region runs from base 59 to 1285 and encodes 408 amino acids. The transcript is spliced from 4 exons. The record is from RefSeq and is a predicted model, not a curated record.